CCCUUAGCAGCCCACCGGGUGCUUCUCCAGGCUUUCCAGGGGCCGCGCGGGUGGCGGCGCCAGGCUGACUCAGGACAUCGGUCAGCCGGCAGCGAGCGGGAAGCCUGGGUCGCGGCGCCCCCUGCAGGCCGUCAGGGGGGGCCCGCCCGGAGCGACGCGGUGACGGGUGCGGGGCUGGGACAGGGCGGCCAGGGUGCAGGUGACCGGCGCGGGUAGGCGGGGCGCGGGUGACCGGCACGGGCGAGGGGCCGCCGUUGAGGUCAGGCAGAGCCGCCCUUCCUCUUCUCAAGCUCGCCGCGAGACGUCCUGAGGUCCAGACCGCCAUGGCGCGGGUGCUGAUUGUGGUGACAGGAAGCUUGUGCGCCGCGCUGCUGAGGAAAGAGGUGACAGGUCCCUUGUACCUCGCCGUGUGGGACAAGGCUGGGGACUCAGGGGGAAGAAUGACUACAGCCAAAUGUCCUCACAGUUCCCAGUGCACAGCUGAUUUGGGUGCUCAGUAUAUCACCUGCACUCCUCAUUAUGCCAAACAACACCAAAUCUUCUAUGAUGAACUGUUAGCUCUUGGCAUUUUAACACCUCUGACUGCUCCUAUAGAAGGCAUGAUGAUGAAAGAAGGAGACCGCAACUUUGUGGCACCACAAGGAGUUUCUUCAAUUGUUAAGCAUUACUUGAAAAAAUCAGGUGCAGUAGUGUCCUUCAGACAAUGUGUGACCCAGAUCAACCUGCGGAAUAACAAGUGGGAAGUCUCCAAGGAAACCGGCUCCCCUGAGAGCUUUGAUCUCGUGGUCCUCACCAUGCCAGUUCCUCAGAUCCUGCAGCUUCAGGGUGACUUUGUGAACUUAAUUAGUGAAUACCAAAAGCAGCAACUAGAGUCCGUGAGCUACUCCUCUCGCUAUGCCUUGGGCCUCUUUUAUGAAGCUGGCACGAAGAUUGAUGUCCCUUGGGGUGGGAAGUACAUCACCAGUAAUCCCUGUGUACGCUUCAUCUCCAUUGAUAAUAAGAAGCGCAAUAUAGAAUCAUCAGAAAUCGGCCCUUCCCUGGUUAUUCACACCACUGUCCCAUUUGGAAUUAAGUACUUGGAGCACAGUGCAGAAGAUGUGCAGGAAUUAAUCUUCCAGCAGCUGGAAAACAUUCUUCCAGGUCUGCCUCAUCCAGUUGCCAUCAAAUGCCAGAAAUGGAGACAUUCACAGGUUACAAAUGCUGUUGCCAAGUACCCUGGCCAGAUGACUCUCCAUCACAAGCCUCUCCUUGUGUGUGGAGGGGAUGGAUUUACUCAAUCCAACUUCGAUGGCUGUGUAACUUCUGCUCUAUGUGUUCUGGAAGCUCUAAGGAGUCAUACAUAGUGUCUGUAUUCCUGCUCUCUGUAUUUACAUUGAAUUUUCUUUCUCACAAAUUUCUGUUAUGGAUCAUUUUGUUUCCUAUUUUGUGAAGUGACAUUAUUUAACUUGUCAUUUUUUCAUAUGAAAUAUAAAGGCAAUUUUAUAAUUUACAUAGUUAUAUCCCAUAUUAAAAAGAAAAUUUCUUACACCUUACACCUUACCCCACUUUUCUCAAUUACCAUCAUCAAUCUUUGGUAGGAAAUGGAUGCUGAAGAAUAACAAGUAGCCACAAAAUCAUAUUAAACUGAAGUAAAAGUACAUGUACUAAAACUCUUGAGUACCCUUUUGAAAACUUCAUUUCUGAAUAAAUGAUAAUGAUUAU
Perognathus longimembris pacificus (Pacific pocket mouse) is the source of this 1701-nucleotide messenger RNA. RefSeq names its product renalase, FAD dependent amine oxidase (gene Rnls). Gene Ontology annotation, cellular component: extracellular region. The record is from RefSeq and is a predicted model, not a curated record. Lineage: Eukaryota; Metazoa; Chordata; Mammalia; Rodentia; Heteromyidae. Gene Ontology annotation, molecular function: oxidoreductase activity, acting on NAD(P)H.